AUGGCGACCGUUGCGCCCCCUCCAUCGAAACGGCAAAAGACCGCAGCCAUCGCACGCUCCCGCGAACAAGCUGCCCUCCCCGAAGCCAUCCCAGAAGGCACCCAGCGCAUACAAUUCCGAGAUGCAGACACCGGAGCCGCCCAAGGACCUGUCGUUUCCGUCUCCCUCGCAGACCUCUCCCCGAAGAACCUCUCCCUCCUCCUCAACAGUCUCCUCGGCAAAACAGACCCCGCAGACCGCCUACCCUACCGAUUCUACAACCCAUUCGGCGACGAAGGAGGAGAAUUCGACCAAGCAGGCAUCAUAAAAAGAUAUCUCGACGGCACAAGCACAACAGAACUCCAACUCGACAUCCCCUGCCGCGCCGAAGCCGUCUUCAAAGUCAAACCCAUCACCCGCUGCGCAGCCAGCAUCUCCGGCCACGGCGAAUCCAUCCUCACAGCCGCCUUCUCCCCCGCCACAUCCUCCAAACUCGCAACCGGCUCCGGCGACAAAACCGCUCGAAUCUGGGACUGCGAGACCGGCACACCCCAACACACGCUCAAAGGCCACACAGGGUGGGUCCUCGCGGUCGCCUGGUCUCCCGACGCCGCCCUCCUCGCAACCGGCAGCAUGGACUCCACCGUCCGCCUCUGGGAUCCCACCACCGGCUCCCCCCUCGGCGGCCCUCUCAAAGGCCACACAAAAUGGAUCACCAGCCUCUCCUGGGAACCCUACCACAUGCGCGAACUCGCCCGCCCCCGCUUCGCCUCCGCCUCCAAAGACUUCACCAUCCGCAUCUGGGACGCCGUCAACCGCAACACCGACAUGUCCCUCACCGGCCACAAAGAAUGCGUCACCUGCGUGAAAUGGGGCGGCGCAGGUCUCAUCUACUCCGCUUCCCGCGACCGCACCGUCAAAGUCUGGGACGCCAUCAAAGGCACCUUAGUCCACAACCUCACCUCCCACGCCCACUGGGUCAACCACCUCGCCCUCUCCACCGACUUCGUCCUCCGCACGGGCUACUUCGACCACAAAGGCAAAAAGGACGCUCCCUCGACGCCAGAAGAUCGCAAAAAGAAGGCACAGCAACGCUACGACGCCGUCAUCGCCACCUCCUCCCACCACGAACGCCUCAUCACCGCCUCGGACGACUGCACAAUGUAUCUCUGGUCCCCCACACUCUCCACCAAACCCCUCCAACGCAUGGUCGGCCACCAAAAACAAAUCAACCACGUCACCUUCUCCGCCGACGGAACCCUCAUCGCGUCCGCGGGUUUCGACAACCACGUGAAAACCUGGCAAGCCAAAGAUGGGAAAUUCCUGCACACUCUACGCGGACAUGUCGGGCCGGUGUAUCAGUGUGCGUUUUCGCCGGAUAGUAGACUAUUGGUGAGUGCGAGUAAGGAUACGACGUUGAAGGCUUGGGAUGUGAGGAAAGGGGUGUUGGAGGAGAAUUUACCGGGGCAUUUGGAUGAGGUUUUUGCGGUGGAUUGGAGUCCCGAUGGGGAGAGGGUGGGGAGUGGAGGGCAGGAUAAGGCGGUGAGGAUUUGGAGGCAUUGA
This is a messenger RNA of Zymoseptoria tritici IPO323, 1542 nucleotides long. RefSeq lists its product as uncharacterized. Lineage: Eukaryota; Fungi; Ascomycota; Dothideomycetes; Mycosphaerellales; Mycosphaerellaceae. Gene Ontology annotation, biological process: ribosomal large subunit assembly. Gene Ontology annotation, cellular component: nucleolus. The coding region runs from base 1 to 1542 and encodes 513 amino acids. Gene Ontology annotation, molecular function: protein binding. The transcript has a single exon. The record is from RefSeq and is a predicted model, not a curated record.